This is a messenger RNA of Lathyrus sativus (Indian pea), 459 nucleotides long. The record is from the annotation of a GenBank genome assembly. NCBI's taxonomy places the organism in Eukaryota, Viridiplantae, Streptophyta, Magnoliopsida, Fabales, Fabaceae.
AUGAAUGAAUUACCUGGCUCUGUUGGCACAUGUGUCAGCUUCAGUUUGAGGUUAGGCCAGACUUUGUUCUCAUCUGCUUCUCUUCUCUUUAUGUCUUUGGGUGUUGAAUUCUACAGCUACACAGCUUUCUGCUAUUUGGUGACAAUCAUGGGUCUGGUUAUACCUUGGAGUUUCACAUUAGCUUUGGUAGAUGGAUACUCCGUAAUUGUUAAAUGCCCGAUUCGUCAACCAGGAAUAUUACUGAUUAUCGUUGUGGGAGAUUGGGUUUUAUCAACACUCACACUAGCAGCAGCUUCCUCAACAGCUAGUGUUGUAGAUCUCCUGCUUAAUUCCCAAGGAUCUUUUUGUCCUAUAAAGCUUUGCUGCAGGUACAAGAUAUCAGCAGCUUUGGCUUUUGUGUCAUGGUUUCUGUCCUUGGCAUCCUCUCUUUUUAACCUCUAUCUGUUACCCUCUUUGUGA